UAUCUCAUCAUAAAACCCUUAUCCUCUCUCUCUCUCUCUCUCUCUCUCUCUCUCUCCUGCAACUCAAGAACUUCGAUCCAAGCUCGUUAAUGGCGUCUCAGAUCUGAAACCCCGAAACUCAGACACUGUUUAAAUUUACUGUUUUAACCUUGGAGAUUUGAAGAUUUGCGAUCUGACCUAAUCGGCAAUGGCGUACUCGUUUCCAGAGGAGGUGUUAGAGCAUGUAUUCUCCUUCAUACAGCUCGACAACGACCGAAACGCCGUCUCUUUGGUGUGCAAGUCGUGGUACGAGAUUGAACGUUGGUGCAGGAGGCGGAUCUUCGUUGGGAACUGCUACGCUGUGAGCCCUAGGAUCAUUAUCAGACGGUUCCCAGAGGUCAGAUACGUGGAGCUCAAAGGGAAGCCGCAUUUCGCGGACUAUAAUCUGGUCCCUGAGGGUUGGGGAGGGUAUGUGCAUCCUUGGAUCGUUGCCAUGGCCAGGGCUUACCCUUUGUUGGAGGAGAUUCGGCUGAAACGCAUGGUCGUUACUGAUGAGACUUUGGAGUUGAUAUCGAGUUCGUUCAGCAACUUUAAGAUCCUUGUUUUGUCUUCAUGUGAGGGCUUCACUACUGAUGGAUUGGCCGCCAUUGCUGCCAAUUGCAGAAACCUCAGAGAGCUGGACUUGCAGGAGUGUGAAGUGGAUGAUCUGAGUGGGCACUGGCUUAGCCAUUUUCCUGAUACCUGCACAUCAUUGGUGUCCCUUAACAUUGCUUGCUUAGUCUCUGAGGUGAGUUUUUCUGCUCUGGAGCGCCUCGUGGCUAGGUGUCCCAACCUGAGGAGUCUUCGUCUCAACCGUGCUGUACCCCUUGAGAGGCUCCCUAAUCUACUCCGCCGAGCCCCUCAGCUGAUUGAGUUGGGGACUGGUGCCUAUUCAGCUGAUCUCCGAUCUGAUGUCUUUUCAAGCCUAACAGAAGCUUUUUCAGGAUGCAAGGUUCUCAAGGGGCUAUCUGGGUUUUGGGAUGUGGUUCCAACCUACAUUCCAGCUGUCUAUUCUAUCUGCUCUGGGAUAACUAGUCUGAAUUUAAGUUAUGCCAAUAUCCAAAGCCCUGAUCUUGCGAAACUUGUUAGCCAGUGCCAUAAUUUGCAGCGUCUAUGGGUACUGGAUUACAUUGAAGACAGUGGCCUUGGUGCCCUUGCUGCAUCUUGCAAGGAUCUGCAUGAACUGAGGGUGUUUCCUUCUGAUCCAUAUGUCCCAGAACCAAAUGUAUCCUUGACAGAACAAGGCCUUGUCUCUGUUUCAGAGGGCUGCCCUAAGCUUGAGUCAGUCCUGUACUUCUGUCGCCGAAUGUCAAAUGAUGCAUUAAUUACCAUUGCUAGGAACCGCCGUAAUCUGACUCGAUUUCGUCUUUGCAUCCUUGAGCCUCAUACUGCUGAUUACCUAACCCGGGAGCCGUUGGAUGCUGGUUUUGGAGCUAUUGUUGAGCACUGUAAGGGAUUGCGGCGCCUAUCCGUAUCUGGUCUUCUCACUGAUCGUGUGUUUGAGUACAUUGGGACCCAUGCUAAGAAGCUAGAGAUGCUAUCUAUUGCCUUUGCGGGUGAUAGUGAUUUGGGCCUCCAUCACGUGCUGUCUGGUUGUGAAAGCCUGAAGAAACUGGAGAUUAGAGAUUGCCCCUUUGGAGACAAGGCUCUCUUGGACAAUGCUGCGAAGCUGCAGACAAUGCGAUCCCUUUGGAUGUCCUCUUGCCUAGUAACUUAUGGAGCAUGUAAACUGCUAGGUCAGAAGAUGCCUAGGCUUAACGUUGAAGUUAUCGAUGAGAGGGGAUCCCCAGAUUCAAGGCCGGAAAAUUGCCCUGUCGAGAAGCUUUACAUAUAUAGGUCAACUGCGGGGCCAAGGCUUGACAUGCCUGGUUUUGUGUGGACAAUGGGUGCUAACAUGCUGCAUUGAGACUGUCAUGAGUUUUCUUGAGAGACCUUGGGUCUCAUCAAUGAUUAUAGCAGGUAUAUCCCCUAUAUAUAUGCUACUCAUCAUUUCGAUUUGUUUAAUUUAAUGAGGCUUUAUAUAGUUGCAGUGCCAAUUGAAGUGGGAACAAGUUAUUUGAGGGUAUAGAGAGGCUUGAGAGCUCGUCUGCCAUCUAUUUUACACUUGGCUGAGCUAUUUGUUGCGAUUAAUAAUGAGGAUAACCCCCCUGUUAUUGUAAUGUGUAUCGACUAGAGUUGUCAUUCAGUUUGGAUUAGUUAACCAUGUAUGCUAUAUGUGGACUCUUGCAUGUCUAUACGGUUUGGUUUGGUUUGGUUUGGUUUGAGUUGGUUGCACCGGAAAUGUUGAACUUCUUGACUCAGUGUGAAGUUAUCAUUUGUCUUUUGGAAUAAUGAAAUUUAUGUUUUCCACUUUUAUCCAAGAACAAGAAAAAAAAGUUAAUGUUUGUCAUGCA
Camellia sinensis is the source of this 2411-nucleotide messenger RNA. RefSeq names its product F-box/RNI-like superfamily protein (gene TIR1). NCBI's taxonomy places the organism in Eukaryota, Viridiplantae, Streptophyta, Magnoliopsida, Ericales, Theaceae. Gene Ontology annotation, cellular component: SCF ubiquitin ligase complex. Gene Ontology annotation, biological process: SCF-dependent proteasomal ubiquitin-dependent protein catabolic process. The record is from RefSeq and is a predicted model, not a curated record. Gene Ontology annotation, molecular function: protein binding.